GCCUUGCUCACCCACGGUGGUUACUCACCCACGGUGGUUAGAUCAAGCUAGCAUGUCCGGCCGCUAUAUUCGGGUGAUGUUCAUGUGAUAUCCAGUGACCUACUGGAAUACCACCUGCACAACAGUCUGUGCAGGUGCAAGAGGUAUGCACACUGUGAAAUAUUUUCAAAUGAUUGAUGGAAAUUUGUUCUGAACACAGGCAGAAUAGUUAGAAAAUGGAGGUUGUCAUCACAGUGUUGAUUGAACAUUGUGUGGUUUUCUGCAUCCAUCCAAGAUGUCUUAUUCAGGAUGGAGCAAUCUCUUGAUGCAUUCAAUGACAUUUCCAUUGAUAUUGAUUGACAAAUAUGACAAUGAGGAAAACAUGAGAGCUGUUGUCAACAGCACUGAACAAAAAUAUAAAUAGACACUUGCUGUCUAUGACAGAUGUGCCUUCUACAAAGUGACUUUAUCCCUGUCUGCAUUUUACUCACAGGGAGAAUAGGUUCCGUGAGCAACAUCCCUGGGCCACCUCACUGCCUUGACAUACGCGGCUUCAAGGCCUUUCUGGAGUUCGUGACAAGGGGUAUUAAAGGUCAAAUAUUCGAUAAACCUAUCCCCGAUACAGUAGAUGGCAUGGUCUCCAUAUUUCUCGGCUUGCUCGAAUACUUCCAAGGAAUUAUAUUUCUCACCACUAACCAACUCACCACAUUGGACCCCGCGAUGCAGAGCUGGAUCCACUUUGAUCUCAAGUACACUGAAUUGAGCAAGCAAGCUGUAACCAGAGUCUGGAUGACAUUCUUAAACUGGGCUGGUACUGAGAUCUCAGAUGAAGAGCUGGAGAAACUGCUGCAGAGGAGUUUCAAUGGAUGGCAGAUAAAAAACAUUGUUGGAGUUGCGCGUGCGCUAGCCGGGAAAGGAGCAGUCACCUUUGACCACAUCAAAGACACCCGUGCCUACCUUGAAGAAUUUGAUUGCAACUGCACUGGUCCAGGUGGAGCAGAAAACAUGAACUCAUAUACAUGA
Molecule: messenger RNA, 1002 nt
Organism: Blastomyces gilchristii SLH14081
Lineage: Eukaryota; Fungi; Ascomycota; Eurotiomycetes; Onygenales; Ajellomycetaceae
Exons: 2
Coding region: 424-1002 (192 amino acids)
Source: RefSeq, a predicted model, not a curated record